AUGCUGGAAGGCAUAGCACCGAAAGAAUACGAUAAUUAUUUUCUGACUAAAAGUUACUUUGAUGUACGUGAAUAUGAUAAAGCUGCUCAUUUAGUGCGGAAUGCUAGUUCUCCAGUUCCCAGAUUCCUUCAUCUUUUUGCCACUUGUAUGGCAGUGGAGAAAAGACGGUUGGAUUCGCCCUUUGAUCAAUCGAAUCUAAAUGAAUCAGGUCGAUUUAAAGACCUGGCAACUAAUCGUCACAAUCUAUUAUAUGGACAUAUAAGCUUCAUUUGUCAUUACCUUAGUCCAUUUAAACUCAACGUUAAAAAAAUAACUAAAAAUAUAAAUAUAUAUGUAUAUACAAAAUAUAAAUAUAAAAUAAUUAUCAAAAUGGAUUUAAAUUUGGAAGAUUUUCAUCAAAUAUGUCGUGUCUGUCUACAAAAAGGGGACGUAAAUUUAUAUGAUUGCAAAGUAAAAUUACGUGAAAACAGCGAAGGAGCCACCUCAGAGAAAUACUUAAAUCUAACGAUCGCAGAAUUAAUGGAAAUAUUUAUUAACAGUAAGACAGAUCUUUUGGAACUAGAUGCGGAAGUCCCUUCUAUGUGUUGGGACUGUUUGGAGGAUUUAAAGUUUUGCUAUGGUUUUUAUAACAAAUUAAGGAGUGCGAAUAGUAAUUUGAAAUAUUUAUAUCAAGAGUGUUUAAACAACGUUAUACAGUACAUAGAAGACGGACAAGAGUUGAAAGAAGAAUGGCCUGAAGACGAAUUAAGCUCAUUAAUAAUAGAAGAUUUGAAUGAAGUGGACAGUCAAGAUACAUUAGAAGAUUUAAAAUACACGCGUUUAUCUUCGGAAACUAAUAAAUUCAUCCCUUCGACUACUACUAAAAGUCUUUUGACUCCACGUGACAAUGUCGCAUUGAUGGUAACAAAAUUUUUCCCAACUACUGUUGGAAAUAAUGCGAAGAGCGAUGAGACAGAACCACAGCUUGCCCCUACAUUAUUAACAGCAGAUUAUAAGGUUGUAGAGGUAAAUGACUUGAGAAACUUACAAACUCUUGAAUACGAUGGACCUAAUAGUAAAACUGAUGCAAUAUAUAAAUGUCAAUAUUGUCCACAAGCAUUUGCAAACUUAGAGUAUUUAAAAACUCAUCUACAAACCACACAUCUAUGUAAAUUUUGCACCCAGGCAUUCAAUCUAAGCGGCGAGCUCUUCAAACAUAUACGAGAAGUGCAUAAAGAAUGCAAAUGCAAAUGUGCGAUAUGCCACAAAAGGCUUAGUUCUCACUGUAAUUUGAGAAGUCAUAUCAGACGAGUGCAUGGAGUAAAGUUACCACCCAAAAUGGCUUUGAUUGAUUUUGUGAGAAAAACCCCCAAGGAGAGUGACGAUGAUGGUAAUAAGGAAUUAGAAACAUCCGAUGGGAUUGAUCUGGAAACAGAUGGACUAUCUUUAAAAACUUGCGAUUUUGGCUAUAAUUCAGAAUCAAUGGAAAUAAAUUAAUGUUAA
This is a messenger RNA of Glossina fuscipes, 1482 nucleotides long. RefSeq lists its product as uncharacterized. Lineage: Eukaryota; Metazoa; Arthropoda; Insecta; Diptera; Glossinidae. The record is from RefSeq and is a predicted model, not a curated record. Gene Ontology annotation, cellular component: anaphase-promoting complex; nucleus. Gene Ontology annotation, molecular function: zinc ion binding; protein binding. The transcript is spliced from 3 exons. Bases 1 to 1476 code for a protein of 491 amino acids.